Molecule: messenger RNA, 1163 nt
Organism: Vigna unguiculata (cowpea)
Lineage: Eukaryota; Viridiplantae; Streptophyta; Magnoliopsida; Fabales; Fabaceae
Product: Pollen Ole e 1 allergen and extensin family protein
Source: RefSeq, a predicted model, not a curated record
CCCCAAUAGAAGCUAUCUUGUUCUUCUCCAACAAAAGAAUCUACCACCACUUCUCUCUCCUACUCAUGAACUCCAUGUCUUGCCAAACAACAUUCACAUGUCUUUGUUUCUUGUGAAAAAAAGAUAAAAUUAUUUUCAACUUUUUGCUUGGAGUUGCUUCUCCACUAACCACUGCUCCUCUUUAUCCACACCCCUAGAAUUCAUCAUCUUCUACUAGCAGCUAAAUGCUAAUGCUCUGAAAGAAAACCGAAGUUCUACCUCCUGCUGCUCAUAAAGAUCACAUUCGGACGCUUCCCACCAUUUUUUUUUUCCAAACUUGGCCAUGAAUCCCAUGACCCUCUUGCUCCUUUUGCCUUUGUUCACUCAGUUUUUGGAAGUUGAGCCUGCAAAACCCAAGCUUUCAGGGAAAACCAGGUUCCCCAUCUCACAAAUCAGUGUGAUGGGCUUUGUUUAUUGUGAUUUCUGCUCCAACAACAGCUUUUCCGGACACAGCUACUUUUUGCCAGGUGCUGAGGUAAAAGUAGACUGCAUGUUCAAAGCACUCUCAGAGAAAACUGCAGAACAGAUUUCACUUUCAGUUAACAGAACUACGAACAAGUAUGGGAUGUACAAGCUGGAAAUUCCUUCAGUGGAUGGUGUGAAAUGUGCAGAAGAUUCUGCAGUUGUGUCUUCAUGCCAAGCAAGCUUAAUAGGUAGCUCAUCCUCUGCUUGCAAUGUUCCUGGCUACAGAACCACUUCUAAUGUGAUUGCUAUCAAAGCAAGAAAAGCGAAUCUCUGCAUAUACAGCUUCAAUGCUUUAACUUUCAGACCAUCCAAGAGGGACAUCACCUUGUGUGGUAAUUAAAAGAACAAGCUUACACAAGUAGCCCUAGAGCUUGGUCACUUGUGUAUACAUACAAAUUUCAAGAAAAUAAAUGAAAAAAAAAAAAAAAACUCAUAUGUUCUCUUUUUGAAGCUCUUUUACUGCAUUAUUUGUCUGGUAAUACUGUUUUCAUGUUAGAGAGAGUAUCAUGGAAGUAGAGUUUGGAUGUGAGAGAUAGUUCCUUUUUGAUUUAUGCAGUUGAUUAGGUUUGUUAAAAUGUACUAGUAGAUGUAUAUUGUACAGAGCAUGUAAGUUGUUCAAGAAAGCAACCCAUGAAUAAACAAGUUAUUGUUAUGCAUAA